Penicillium malachiteum is the source of this 3981-nucleotide messenger RNA. RefSeq lists its product as uncharacterized. The record is from RefSeq and is a predicted model, not a curated record. Bases 1 to 3981 code for a protein of 1326 amino acids. NCBI's taxonomy places the organism in Eukaryota, Fungi, Ascomycota, Eurotiomycetes, Eurotiales, Aspergillaceae. The transcript has 2 exons.
AUGGGUGCCGGUGGCAAGAAGUCGAAGGGGAAGGAUAAGAGUAGUAAAGCCGGCUCGAAACAGAAGAAUAAAAAGAGCAAGAGCCCUGAGACUACAGAACAACAAACAGCUACCGAAUCUUCCAUGCCUGGCAGCCCAGAGUUGGGGGUGCAAGAGCAAGAUACUACCGACCUUGGUGAAGUAUCGGAACAACCGCUUGAGAAACCUGAACAGACACAGCCUCCAACACCUGUCGAAUCAUCAGACAGCCCAUCUCCAGAAGAACCGCCAAAGGAAGAAACAAACCCCAAUGCAGGAAUUGACGUCACACAAUUUCUCGAACCUGACACAGAGGAACUACCUGCCUUGAGCAACGAAACCACCGAUACAACCGCCACUGUCGAUACUGAAGCACCUGGCUCCAACGAGGAAGCACCUGCAUCUGUUGAGGUAGAGGAGGAACCUCUGCCGAAAGAGGAGAGCGAACCUCUCGCCGAACAUCUGGAGCCCACUGCUGAACACUCAGAGCCAACCGUCGAGGCCGAGCACUCAGAGCCACUCGUCGACCAUUCAGGACAAACUAUCGAUCAUCCCGAGGCAGCUGCCGAAACCUCAGAGCCAGCUAUUGAGACUCCAGAGGCAGCUGUCGAAACUCCCGAACUAGCCGUCGAAACCCCAGAACCAGUUGUUGAAGACCCAGAGCCAACUAUCGAGACUCCCGAAGCAGCUGUCGAAACCCCAGAACCAGUUGUUGAAGACCCAGAGCCUAUCGAGACUCCCGAAGCAGCUGUCGAAACCCCAGAGCCAGUUGUUGAAGACCCAGAGCCAACUAUCGAGACUUCCGAACCGGUUGUCGAGACCCCAGAGCCAACUGUUGAGACCCCCGAACCAACUGUUGAAGCUUCUGAACCGGCCGUUGAAACCACUGAGCCAUCUGUUGAACAGUCCGAGCCUAUCGCAGAGCAAGCGGAGCCGGUUUCCGAGCACUCGGAUCCUGUAGCUGAACACACAGAGUCCGUUCUUGAGCACUCAGAGCCUGCUGCUGUUCCUGAAAACGCUGAGCCCGUUGCUGAGCGCGAGCAGCCUGAAGCAAAGACACCUAUAUCAACCCCAACUCGACCCCCUUCAUUUGUCUCACACUCUCCCGUGCCAUCACUGGUACCCUUACCAUCGCCUUCUUUUACCGAGGCACGGUUUAUGCAAAGUGCUUCGCCAGAGAACCAUUUCUAUCAUCCCGGCCCAGCCUUUGUCCCCUACGGCUCACCUCACGCUUCACCCCACGGCUCUCCCUCUGGACCAGCUUAUAUUCCAUACGGCUCACCUCACGUCUCUCCUCACACCACUCCAGCUGGACCAGCUUUUAUUCCCUACGGCUCUCCUCACGCAUCUCCCUUCGCCUCACCUUACGCCUCACCGAUACCCAAAGUGAGCAGUCCUCUUGCCCGAUCCCAUUAUCCAUAUAGACCUCCAAAUAUGUCUCCAACUGCAACUCCACCCCCUCAAGUCCCAGCGGCUCCUAUAUCUCCAAUGGCUAUCGCUGCUCCAUCACCUCAGAUGCACUCAAUGGGCCCUCCACCACCACCAGGACCACCCUCAACUACUCAAAGCUUUGCAACUGCUGUCCACUCCCCUGUCAUGAGCACUUCAAGCGUUGUUCCUCCCUACCAUCAUCCCUACCCCCAUUACCCACCACCAGGCCACACGAUGCAGCGUAGCUACAGCAUUUCGGACUCUAACUCCCCAUAUGCUGCAUCAUUCCAGGCUAUUCGCGAUCUUGGCCUGGGAACUGGUCACCUGUCAGAGAAUGGAAACCCAUCUCCCCCAGAGAGUGAGGCUGAGCAUGCUGAGCUUCUACACCGAAUUCAGUCCGCCAUUCCUGAUAUCAACCGCCUCCUUCAUGGAUUCAAAAGCACUCACAGCAGGCUUUCGAGUCGUGAGGCUGAGAUGAAGCAGAUCGGAAAUCAACAUGAACAAGCUUUGCAACAUAAGGAUUUCUAUAUUGAGGCUCUUCAAGCACAGAUGCGGAAGACAGCCAAUGAAAGUGCUGAGGAAUGUGCCAAGCUCAAACACACCAUAAAUGAGCUGCGCAUGGAGGUGGGAGACCUGCAGGAGAAGCAGAAGGACCUCGAAGAUGGCUUGGCUACUCAGCAAAAAUCCAACGAGGAGCUUUCGCAGACGAAAUCGGAUCUUGAGGUAGAGGUCUCAAAGCUUAACACCACUCUCCAGAACACUCAUCAAACGCAUGCACAGGAGAAGGAAGAGCAAAAGGAUGCACAUGCAAAGGCUCUUGUGACCCAGAAGCACGAGCUAACUGAGCUCUUUGAAGAGAUCAAGAACGAGGACGAGAAAGCAGCUAGCGAUGCCUUGGAGGCUCGCGAAAAGGAACUUGGUGAUCAACACGCAGCCAAACAAGGCGAGUGGGAGACCGAGAAGACCGAGCUGCAUGAGUCACUGCAAACUCAUCGUACCGAUCUUGAGACUCACAAGACCGAGUUGGCAACCACCAUGGCUGCAUUGGAGUCCAAGGAAACUGAACUUCAGCACAAACUCGAGGAGCUCACUUCAGUCCGUGAUGAGGUCACAGCCAAACUGGCCGAGUUGGAUGCCAAGGAGAAAGAGCUUGAGGAAACCCGGGCAAAGAAUGCCGAGGAACUUGAAGCGCUUCAGCAAGGACACGCCACCGAUAUGGGCGCCCUGAGAGGCACACACGAGGAACAGCUGGCGGCUGCAGCCAAGGAACUGGCAGAGAAGAUUGCUGCUAUCGAGGCCGUCCUCAAUGAGAAGGAAGAGGCCUGGUCGAAGGAGAAGACUGAGUUGGAGAGACAACUUGCAGAGAAAGACGGCGAGCUGUCGAGCUCCGAACGAGAGAAGGAGAGACUGGAGGGAGAUGGCUUGGUCAAGGAGCAGCAACUGCAACGUGCAGUCGAUGAGAUGCGAUCUACCAUCGACCACUUGGAUGGUGACUGCGACCGUUUGAGAAAGACACUCCACAGCCUCGGUGAAGCCACUGAUCUCAAGACCACCAAGGGCGACCAGUUCUUUUUGGACUGUUUCACUCAGCUAUCGCAGUUGAUUCACGAUCUUUCCAAGCAACAUUUCGGUUACCUCCCCAUUGACCCGCCGAAGGAUAUUCUCUCCAAGAUUCCCUCGGAGCUGCCGUCAUUCCUUGACAACACACCCGCUUCCCGGGAGCUUCGCUGUGCCUAUGUCCAGCAUGUUGUGUCCAAGACCCUAACCUACCGUGUCUUCCAACCCUUCUUGUUCACUCUGGGCCGAAGGUACGAUAAGGCCGACACAUUUUUCCAGAUGCUGUCAAUGGACAUUCGUCGGAAGUCCGUCCGUCGCGAGGCAUUCUGGCGCCAGCAGACUCUCAAGGCGGCCUACACUACCUCCGACGCCAAGCAAUCUAUCAACGUUGCGGCUGCAGUGAUUGUGGACGAGAUCAUCGACCACAUCAAACACUUCGCGGACCCCAAGCACCUGGACUCCCUCCUGACUGGUGUUCGCAAGAUCGUCAAGUUAGCUGCUGAGACCUGGCGCCAUGCUCGCGUGGAGCGAGAACUCGUCCUUGCUUCCUUCCCUGCCCCCGAUGCUGAGAGCAUCUCCAACGAUGGAUGGGAGGAGUAUGGUGUGAUCCCGGCUUUAGACGCCAGUCCUAAGGGUGAUCCUGCUCGACAUGUUGUUCUUCGCACCUUCCCCAGUAUUCUCCGUGAGGCUGCUCACGAAGACUUUGCAAGCGGGGAGCGAGCUACCUCCUGCAUUUACUCCCAAGGAGUUCUUCUUUACUCUGAUUCACCUGUCGUCAUGGCGCGACUGCAGGAAUUGGCCAAGAAGUCCACUGACAAUUUGGUUGGGGAUGAGGGACAAUCCUCUCCUCCGAAGACCCCUCGUGAGGGUCUGUCUUUGAGGGAGAGGUUGUCAAUGAAAGAGAGACUGACUACGAUGACUGUUCAGUCUGCGCCUACGAGUCCUACCAUGAAAGCACAAACUAUGAGAGCAUAG